CAUAUCUUUGAUAUUUGUUUCUUCUUUCUUCGUUGAUGUUUUUUAAGAGUUUUGCAAUGCCCAUCUCUUCCCUUCAAAACAUGGACUAUCUCUCUAGUUCCGGAUCUUGGGAUGUUCAGUUCCUGUGGCCUUGGAGGACUCUCUGUAUAAGUGUUUUUCCUUGUCUAUAUUCCUUGUAAGCGUGCUUCAGUGAUCAUGGGAAGAAUAUCUGAGAACAAAAUCUGUUUACAUCUCCUGUUUCCUCGUAUUAUGUUAAUGUACAUAUUGCAGGUCUUGACCACGUGAGCUGCCGAGGCACACGUGUCUUGAGAGAGGACAUAAAUUAUAAUAACCAUUUGAGUUCAUGUCGUUAUGCGUAAAGAGGUUUUAAAUUCAUUCGUAUUUGUUGGAGUUCUACGUGUUGUAAAUAAUACAAGGCAGCUUGAAAAUUCCCAGCCUCAAACUAAAGCCCCAAUCCCUAAAUCCUUUCUCGCUCCUCCCCAGCCAGCCAUGGUGAAAACCCUAGACAAAUCUCGGAAGCGCAAGCGCACCAAGCCCAAAUCCAAGAAAAUCGAUAAGAAGAACAUAUCGAAACCCGAAUCCUCGGCGUCACAUCCCUACUCUAGUGCCGACGACAAAGAUUCCGACUCGGAGUCUGGAUUCGACCCGGCGGAGCUCCGGGAGCUUCUGCAACCCUAUUCCAAGGAACAGCUUGUCGACCUCGUUUGCUCCGCCGCGGAGAAGCAACCCUCGAUCUUCUCCGCCAUCCUGGACGUUGCCGACUGCGAUGUCACCCACCGAAAAAUCUUUGUCUACGGUCUCCCGUGGGAGACCACGCGCCAGUGUCUACUGGAUGUCUUUGAGAGAUACGGAGAGAUCGAGGAGUGCAACGUCGUUAUGGAUAAGGCCACAGGGAAGGCCAAAGGGUUCGCAUUCGUUCUGUUCAAAUCGAGUAAAGGCGCGAAAUUGGCGCUGAAGGAACCGAAGAAGAAGAUCCUUAACCGGACAGCGACGUGCCAACUGGCAUCGAUGGGGCCGGCGGCCGCAACCAAGGGGCAGGAGCAAACGGGACCGGUGAAGAUUAACCUGGUUCAGCAGCAGCAGCCACCUCAGGGACAACAGGUAUUGUGCGGUGGUGUCGCCGUGGUGCCGUCUUUGCUAGGACAGCAUCCAGGUCUGAACCUGGUUUACGGGUCUGGAUUAUUGGGUGACCAGGCUCUAGGAGCCUCAGGAGGAUAUAUGUAUCCGGUGUUGGCAGGUGCACUUAGCCAUGGUGCGUUUGACAACGGUGGGUUCGGUUCUGGCUUUGUGAGUGGCGGGUUGGACCGGUUGGUGCAAACGAGCUCUGGUGGAGUUGGAGGACCAGGUGGUGGAGCUGGUUUGCAUUACUUAAGAGGUGAGAGUUUUCAGAGUGUUAAUCCAAAUCCCCAUAUCGGAAAAAUAAGGGGUGGCAGCGAUCAGGAGGCCGAUGGGUCGUUCCCAGUUACUCAUCCUAUUCCUAUAGAUGAUGGCAUGGUGGGCUAUGAGCUUUGAGAAUGGUAACCAUUCACUUUUCGAGUCGGGUCAUGUUCUUUUUCACAUUCUUUCUCCUAAGAUUUUCAUUGACAUUUGACAAUCGUAUCACUUCUUUCUGUUGUAUUAACUUCUGGAUAUCGUAAUCAAAUUAUCAAAAUCCCUUCUAGGCAUUUUGUUGUAUCUCUUCUUCUUAUCUUUUCAUGUUACCCUUUUGCUCACAUUUUUUUUUGGUUUGGUAGUGCUCCAUAGAAUGAGGCCUUUCACAUGUGAAACUCUUCAUGUUUCUUCCCCCUUAAGUCAUUGAUUGAUGACACUUGCACCAUGCCCGAGUUCUGUCUUUUCUUUACGAGGUUUCUUCAUUUUUGUUUUGUCCAAGAUAACUAGUGGACAAAAGCAUAGUAAUUUUUUGUGAAAUUUGAAACAUUAUUAGCCCGUCUUUCUGAGAGCCAGGUGUAUGCAAAUAAUGAUGCUCUGCGGACUCCAGGGGGUUAGGAUAAAAACUGGCCAGGAAUUAGAAUCUAGUAGGAGCUAGACCUAUUUCCGGUCCACUGGCCUACACAAAGCUUUGUACUUCACAUUCUGGCUUGCGGAAGAUCAACUUGGUCAAUCUUUAAUAUGUCCGUAAGUUGGAUAUAUAUUGAAGAGACUCUCUUAUAAAUCCCGGAGGCCCCCAAAACCUGGAGAGAUGCUUCUUUCAGUGCAUGGUUGGCCUAUCGGGGUCUACAAAGAAGGGUAACAAUAUGGGUGGGAGCCAUAAAGGGUUAUGUUUCUAUAUCAAAAUGGUUCCCCUUUUGUUUUGUAGCUCUCUUUCUUACUCACAACGGCACAAAGAUCGGCACAGUGUUCAAAUGUGUGUGGAAAUGAUUUGUGCAGAGGAAGACAGGUGAAGGGCUCUUUCUUCAAAGAUUUGGUAACAUCCCAGGUUGCUGGUUCUCAUUUCUCAUGGGGCUAUUCGGCCAUAUCGGAUAAACCAUUUCCCGUGUUGUUAGUUUUAACUUUUAGAUCAACACACGAUAUUAGGCCAUGGCGGGAGACGACCGCACGUUUGGCCGAAAUGAGAUGAAAAUGGAUGAUCACUCUAGUUGGGUACUGUAUUUACUUACUAUUUCUAAGAGGCACAAAAUUUUUGCA
Messenger RNA from Tarenaya hassleriana, 2625 nucleotides. RefSeq names its product UBP1-associated proteins 1A. Gene Ontology annotation, molecular function: RNA binding. Lineage: Eukaryota; Viridiplantae; Streptophyta; Magnoliopsida; Brassicales; Cleomaceae. The record is from RefSeq and is a predicted model, not a curated record. The transcript is spliced from 3 exons. The coding region runs from base 352 to 1512 and encodes 386 amino acids.